This is a messenger RNA of Chelonia mydas (Green sea turtle), 2375 nucleotides long. It is a transcript of the gene DTWD1, whose product is annotated as DTW domain containing 1. Gene Ontology annotation, biological process: tRNA modification. Lineage: Eukaryota; Metazoa; Chordata; Testudines; Cheloniidae. The coding region runs from base 272 to 1288 and encodes 338 amino acids. Gene Ontology annotation, cellular component: nucleus. The transcript is spliced from 5 exons. The record is from RefSeq and is a predicted model, not a curated record. Gene Ontology annotation, molecular function: tRNA-uridine aminocarboxypropyltransferase activity.
ACAGCAAAGGCCUCAGUCCUUUUUAACAUUUCAUUUGUGUUUCCUGUUGCCUUUUUAUGGUGCUCUGAUCCUUGUUGUUUGUUGCUUCUAAAGGGCCUGUUCGUGUACAUUUGGUUUCAAUGGAAGAUGAGGGAAUUCACAGCAUUUUUGAGGAGGGCCUCACGACUUUGCAGGAUUGAGUCUUAACAGUGCACUAUUCCCAGGCCCCAGGGCAGAAAUUAGUGAGCAGGGCUGUCAUUUUGGAACAGCUUCAUUGAGGGUGACUUUGAAAAUGACCAGUAUAGUUUUCAGUAUUUCACUGAAACCUACAGAGCAAUUUUCCUUCGUGAGAGAUACAGCAUAUGGUCUGUUUAAAGUAAAGAUGUCUUUAAAUUCAUCUACAUGUUUGAACCAAGAAAGCCAUCAGAAAUUAAAAAGAAAUUUUGAAUGUUUGAAAAAUUCACAACAACAGACUACUUCAUCACUUCAAGAUAAUCCACUUCAAAAUUUACAGUUAGCAUCCUGGGAAGUUCUUGAAAAGGCCCAAAAGAGUGGGAGAUCAAAGUGCCCAAGAUGUGGUAGUUCAAGGAUGUUUUAUUGUUAUUCAUGUUAUGUUCCAGUUGAAACUGUGCCUAGCAAAGAAAUUCCAGUUGUGAAGCUUCCUUUGAAGAUUGACAUAAUUAAACACCCAAAUGAAACUGAUGGCAAAAGCACUGCUGUACAUGCUAAACUCCUGGCACCUGAAGAUGUUACCAUUUAUACAUAUCCUUGCAUUCCGGAAUAUGAAGAAAAAAGACAUGAAAUUGCACUUAUCUUUCCUGGUCCUAACUCAAUUUCGGUAAAAGAUAUUAUUCUCCAUCUGCAAAAAAAUGUUCAGAAAAAUGUUAGUUGUGGCAAUGAUGAUGAUUCUUCAGCAGAGCCAUUUCUCAAGAAAGCAAAAAUAGAAACAAAAGAAGAUAGAAACCUAAGCGAACACAAAUCAAACAGCAGGCGUGAAGACACUGUACUGAAGAAAGUAAUAUUUAUUGACAGUACUUGGAAUCAAACCAACAAAAUAAUCACUGAUGAGCGACUCCAAGGGUUACUACAAAUUGAGUUGAAAACAAGGAAAACUUGCUUUUGGCGUCACCAGAAAGGAAAGCCAGAUACAUAUCUUUCUACAAUUGAAGCCAUUUAUUAUUUUCUUGUGGAUUAUCAUCAGGAGGUUUUAAAAGAGAGCUCCAAGGGACAAUAUGACAACCUGCUUUUUUUCUUUUCAUUUAUGUACACGUUGAUAAAAAACGCCAAGAAUUCUGCAGGAAAAGAAUAAGCCAAGCUAUCCAUUUGUCUGUGAAUAGCACCAUGUUUGUCUUUCUUUAAUUAUGAUAAAGUGAAGUAAUACAAUUUUUUGUCUGAAUGACAUUUGAGUUCAAUAAUAAAACACAGCGUAUUACAGUCUGGAGUUGUCUGUAAUGCUGCUCCAAAUGCAAGAGCAGGAUCUGGUUGUGCACACACUUGAUGCGUAAUUUUAAUCACUACUUAUUUCAAUGACAUUAUGCAUGUCCCUAAGGGUUGGCCAGUUAGGGCCUACUUUGUGAGUCUGACCCUGCAGUACACACCUCGGGUAAAACACAAUGUGUCGGAGGCAAGGAAUGGAGGAUUAAGACCUCAGACUGGAAAUAGUAAGAUCUCAGGAUUUUAAAGAGGAGUUAAUAUGUCAACACGGAAUCUCUUUCUAAAACGUACAGUGUAGUUCAGGUGAUUAUACUGUGCAGGAAUGUGCUCUAACCAAUCAGGUUGACUUCAUGCUGUUGAUAUUACAAUUGCUUACUGAAAUGAUUAGGACAAUAUUUCAUCGGGGGAAAAAAAUUAAAAGACCCAAGUUAGUUGACUGAAUGGAAAACAAAUGAUAAACUUUGUUAGUUUUAAAGCUGGAAAAAUGAUUUAGUUAUACAGAUAAAAAUACAGGCCUAGAUUCAUAAAGGUACUUAGGUGGGGUGAUGCUGAGCAGAUCCUGGUAAAAUUUUUAAGUAUAGACCAGACCUAAGCUGGCUAGAUAUUUCUGUCUUUUUCCUGUGUUGGUGAGGGAGUCACAAGUCUUGCAAAAGAGACAAGAGAAAUCAUAAUAAUUAACCUUUUUCAGAAAUCUGUGAGUUUAUUUUAGCUGUAUCUUUUUUUUCCUCACUAAACCUGGACAAUUUUCCAUCUGCAUUGGUCCUUCUCUCCCCUCCCAAAGGGGGGAGCCUCAGUAUCCGAGGGCAAGUAAACAGCACUGUGAAAAAGGCAUUAAGAAUUUCUGUUUUUAAACUUGUAUAGAAUUUUGUUUGGGGCUAUCACACUAAUUAAUUGUUUUACUUUUGUCUGAAGUGUACCAAGGUAUUGAAUUAAUCACAAUAAACAGAGCAUUGAAAUACAAA